Messenger RNA from Aspergillus aculeatinus CBS 121060, 2175 nucleotides. RefSeq names its product FAD/NAD(P)-binding domain-containing protein. Gene Ontology annotation, molecular function: FAD binding. Gene Ontology annotation, biological process: secondary metabolite biosynthetic process. Bases 1 to 2175 code for a protein of 724 amino acids. The transcript is spliced from 6 exons. The record is from RefSeq and is a predicted model, not a curated record. NCBI's taxonomy places the organism in Eukaryota, Fungi, Ascomycota, Eurotiomycetes, Eurotiales, Aspergillaceae.
AUGGCACUGACACUGACUGGAGUCUACAACGCGAGGCAGCUCCAGAUAGUGGUUAUUAAUAGUGUUCUCGUGUUCUUGUCACUGACUUCCGUGUUGUUGCGAUUCUGGGCACGAAAGCUGCAAGGACUGAAACCAUUCCUGGAGGACUACCUGAUAGUUGUUGCCUUGGCGCUGUCCUUGGGAGUGAACAUCCUUCUCUUUCAAAGUCUUCAUGCCGGCGUGGGUGAGCAUGUUGACUCCCUGACAACUGCGACCGUACAGAAAUACUCCCUGAACCUGUACAUGAUGCAACUAUUCUGGAACACCUGCCUUCCUGUCAUCAAGCUGUCCAUUGCCCUCUUCUAUCAACGCAUAUUCCCCGUCCGAUCCAUGGUCAUUGCCUGUCGCUCCAUCAUCGUCUUUUUAUUCGCUUGGUACCUCGCUUUCCAGACCACGGCCAUCUUCCAAUGCACACCGAUCCCCCACGCGUGGCAAAAGAAAACCACGCAGGGGGGAUGUAUCGACUUCGUGCCCUUUGUGAUCACGUUGGCUGCGACAAACCUGUGUACGGAUUUACUCCUCCUCGCCCUGCCCACCCGCGAGAUUUGGAAGCUUCAGGUCGCGCAAGGGAAGAAAAUCGGAUUGUCGGUCAUCUUCACUCUGGGUGUUAUGUCUGCCCCCCACUCUCCAGCAAAGUCGGCUCUGUUGUUCUCAUGGGUAUCAGAUACUAAUGAGUACAUUUGCCUACCAGUGUCUGUAUUAUCUCGGUUGUACGGCUCGAAAAUCUCAUCGCAAUCAGCAACGCGGACAUCACGUGAAAUAGACGAUGCGCGAGCUCACUUGCUGGAAAGCUCUCAUCGACAACCAGCCAUGGCAAUCCCUCCACCCCCCGACGGCCCCGUGCGCAUCGCCAUCAUCGGCGGCGGCAUCGCAGGCCUGACGCUCCUCCUGGCCCUCUUGAAGCACACCUCCCGUGACAUCCUCCAGCCGCACUUGUACGAAGCCGCGCCGGCGUUUUCCGAGAUCGGCGCCGGGAUCGCCUUCGGGUCCAACUCCCUGCGCGCGAUGGGGCUCAUCGACCCGGAGAUGAUGGCCACCUACAACAAGCACGCCACCGUGCAGCCGGACGAAGGCGCGCGCGAGCGGAAGCUCUGGUCCAGCUACCGGAUGGGGAUGGACGGCCAACGGCGUCCGACCAACACCCUCAAAGCCGGGGACCAUAUCCACGAGACGCGCGCCUCGGUGGCCCGGAGCAGCGUCCACCGCGCGCGGUUCCUCGAGGGGAUGGCCGAACUCCUCCCGACCGGGGCGCAGGAGAAUCACGUCUCCUUCGGGAAGCGACUCGUCUCUUUGGAAGAGAACCACGACGCGAGCGUGACGGCCCGGUUCGCGGACGGCACCGCCGCGACGGUGGACGCGGUCAUCGGCUGCGACGGGAUCAAAUCCCGCGUCCGCCAGAUCUUGCUCGCCGGCGAGGCGGAGGCCGAGCCCGUCUUCACGGGGAAAUACGCCUACCGGGGCCUGAUCCCCAUGGAGGAGGCGGUCGCCGCGCUGGGCGAGUACACGGCGCGCAACAACCAUUUCCACUGGGGGUACGACGGGCACGUCCUGACCUUCCCCAUCGAGAAGGGGCAGACGAUGAACGUGGUGGCGUUCCGCACCAAGGCGGACGGGGUCUGGGAGCACGGCGCGCAGUGGGUGCUGCCGGGGAACAAGGCGCACAUGCUGCGGGACUUCGCGGGCUGGGGCCCGGAUGUGCAGGCCAUUUUGUCCUUGAUGCGCAAUGCCGAUAUCUGGGCCAUGUUCGACCACCCCCCCGCGCGGACUUACUACAGAGAUGGGCGGAUCUGUAUUAUUGGGGAUGCGGCGCAUGCCAGCACCCCGCAUCAGGGGGCCGGGGCAGGGAUGGCGAUUGAGGACGUCUUCGUCCUGUCCCGGUUGUUGAAGGAGGUUCGGGACCGGCGUCAGCUGGGCCGCGCAUUUGCGGCGUAUGAUGCGGUGCGGAGACCGCGCACCCAGAGGCUGGUCCGCACGAGUCGGGAUGCGGGUCUGUUGUACGAGUGUCAGAAGCCUGGGGUGGAGGAUGAUCUUGACAGGAUUCGGCAGGAUCUGGACGAGCGGAUGCAUUGGAUCUGGGACUUGGACCUCGAGGCUCACCUUGCAGAGGCAUUAGAUGUCUUUCAUCGAGGAGCGUAG